AUGAAGCUUUUUUCAAGUUUGAUUGCAUUUUCUAUAGCAGAGAAUAAAGCCCGAAGACCAAAUGUGAUCCUUUUAAACUGCGAUGACUUCGGAAUCGGAGACUUCCAAAUAUACAACAGAGAAGCGAAAGUACCAACGCCAAACAUUGACAGACUUGGCAACGAAGGGGUCAAAUUUCUCGAUGCUCACAAUGGCUCAAGUCGCUGUUCACCAAGUAGGUACAUGCUCAUGACCGGAAGAUACGCGAUGGCAGACAAUGAGUACCGAAAAAUUCUCCCUGGCGAGCCUCAGUUGGCAGAGAUGUUCAAAAAAUCAGGAUACAAGACGGGAAUCUUUGGCAAGUUCCAGCCAUUGAGCUACUGGCUCGUGAAUCAAAACGAAACUCGCGAGGAAACUCAAACAAGAAGACUUCUUGACGCCGAAUUCCACGCAGAAAUGAAAGGGCUCGGGAGGAGCUUCAGAAAUCUACGCACAUCAAACUAUAAGCCCGGCAUCUAUGAGCAAAAAAUAAGUCCUCUCAACCACGGCUACGAUUACUCCUUUACGAACAGCUUCAUUUGCUGCGAGCCAGGAGGAUUCUACGAGAACGGAAAAGGAAUCGAGCCAGUCGACACUUGGUUCAAACAACAAGCAUACCCCGAGACAACGCCAGAAGAUGCACCGAAACCCUACAACCCAGAGACCGGAGGCUGCACCACUUUCCCCACUACUGGCUACAUGGGCGAUGCUAGGCAAGAUGAAAAAUUUGACUCUGAAAGCGAAGACUUACCAAUUUACUUUUGCAACUUUCCUCGGCAACAAGUCGCUAUGAAAUCAUAUGACACUCGUUAUGCCGAAGAAAUGACCAUUCCCAAGCUUGAGAAGUUUAUUGAUGAUAAUCAAGACGAAGAGUUUUUCGUCUACUACGGAAUGCGAUCUGGUCAUGGUCCCUUUAACACCCCUUUGCGAUUCAGAAAUCAAACAGAAGUUGGCAACUUGGGUGAAAUGAUCAGGGAAGCGGACGAAAUCGUUGGAAAAAUUCUCAAUAGGUUGGAAGAAAAUGGUAUUGCUGACGAUACGCUUGUCAUGUUUAUGACUGACAACGGACCAGCCAUCUCUGCGGAAGAUAUUCUCGCUAGCUUUGGCCACAAUCAGCGGCAGCUGGAUCUUCCCAACGGAACAGUUGAACUGGCGGGCACGAAGAAUAGCCAAGGAGAAGCAGGCCAUAGAACGCCAUUUUUAUGGCGUUAUCCAAGACGCUUUUCGCCAAAAGUUCUUCAUGAUCCGAAAGUACCAGUUUCUACUGUGGACAUUUACGCUACUCUCGCGGAGUUGAUCGAGUAUGAAUUAGACUGCAACGAAGCUCCAGACAGUAGAAGCCUCGUUGGAUACUUAGAAACCGGAGAGGCAAAAGAACAACUGAAGAAAGUUCCGAUAAUGACGCAUGCGAAUAUCAGGGGCUUGAAUGCUUCACUUCGAAAAGAACAGUUUAAAUACGUUCCCGGUCUAAAAAGUCUUCACAAUUUGGAGAGGGAUCCUGAAGAAAAAGAUAAUCUUUACGAAAAAGAAGGAUAUCAGAAAUUCGUUGGGUAUUUAGAUUCUUACUUGAGUGACUAUCUUGAGUACAUCGACAACCGAGAAGCUACAACUGACAAGGGCGCAAACAAGGAUCACUGUUUUCCGCGAUUCAAGCGUCUGCAAAAGUAUUUUUAA
Oikopleura dioica is the source of this 1692-nucleotide messenger RNA. NCBI's taxonomy places the organism in Eukaryota, Metazoa, Chordata, Appendicularia, Copelata, Oikopleuridae. The record is from the annotation of a GenBank genome assembly.